Molecule: messenger RNA, 1110 nt
Organism: Mollisia scopiformis
Lineage: Eukaryota; Fungi; Ascomycota; Leotiomycetes; Helotiales; Mollisiaceae
Product: Clavaminate synthase-like protein
Exons: 7
Coding region: 1-1110 (369 amino acids)
Molecular function (GO): dioxygenase activity
Source: RefSeq, a predicted model, not a curated record
AUGACAGUAACGAACGGCACAAGUGGUUUGAUUCCUGUCAUAGAUAUUUCAGGAUCACUUCCACAGAAAGAAGUUGCAAAACAGCUUGUCGAUGCUGCUGCCACUUAUGGAUUCGUAUACAUCAAGAACCUGGGAAAAGACAUACCUAUUGAAGCAAUAGACAGCAUCUUCGAUUUGUCAAAAGAAUUCUUCACCUCCCCUUUAGAAGUGAAACAGCCAUGCAAGAUCCAAGAAAAUAACCGAGGAUGGGUCGGCAUGCAUGCUGAGACACUGGAUACCAAGAACCAAAAAAGAGGUGAUUUCAAAGAAGCAAUGAACCUGGGCGAAUUCGUCGACGGCAAAGCUCAACAACCACUUCCUCCAUCCUUUGCAGCUCGAGAAGCAGAAAUCGACCAAUUUCAAAAAUACUGCCAUGGCCUUAUGAUCAAGAUCCUAGUUCUCUUUGCCAUUGGACUAGAAGUAGACCCCUCCUCCGGCGGUCCAGACUGGUUCUCUUCUCGCCAUAUCGGUGCCGGCCCCUCACCUUGUACCCUACGACUGCUCCACUACCCUCCCCUCCCACCAGACUCGGAUUUCCACCCCUCAGUCGACAUCCGUGCCGGCGCUCACACAGACUACGGUUCCAUCACCCUCUUAUUCCAACGACCCGGUCAACCAGGUUUAGAAAUCAUUCCUCCAUCAAGCAUGGACUCCCACAACUACACCAACACCGCCUCUUGGACGCCCGUCCCUGUCUCCCCACCCACAACCACCACCGACCCCUCCCCACCAAUCCUAGUAAACAUCGGCGAUCUCCUCUCCUACUGGACAAACAACCUCUUCAAAUCGACCGUCCACCGCGUAAUCUUCCCCUCCACCAGCUCAACCUACUCCUCACCCGCCACCGACCGCUACAGCAUCGCGUAUUUCGGCCAUCCCCUGGGGAGCACAGUGUUAGAGCCCGUGCCUAGCGAGCGGGUGCAGGAAUUAGCGGGGAAGGGCGAGCAGAAGACCGUCGAGGGGAUGACGGCCGAGGAGCAUUUGAUGAGUCGGUUGAGGGCUACGUAUUUGGGGAUGUAUCGGGAUGGGGAGGGGAAGGAGGAGGUUAGGGAGGUUGUUGCUUCUGCGUGA